Cinara cedri is the source of this 10842-nucleotide messenger RNA. Lineage: Eukaryota; Metazoa; Arthropoda; Insecta; Hemiptera; Aphididae. The record is from the annotation of a GenBank genome assembly.
GCCGCGAUAGUGGAUACGAAACGUCUUUAUGGGAUAGGCCAUCAGCUGCUACGAUAAAGUUUCAUUCACUAUCUUGGAACGCCGAUGUUUACGUUGUUAGCAAGAUCUUGUUUACAAUCCGUAUACGUGUGGUUCAUACAUAAACUUUUUAUUAACUAUGACCCUUAUUUGAUAUCCACUAAAUUAAAAAAAAAAAAAUGAUCCAAUAAUAAUUGUCUGAAUUACUGAAAGUUGUCAACAAUUCCAUUGUUAGUUGGUACAUCAGACUUGUACGUCUACAUACGUCUUGUAUUAUUUGAGAACGAUUGACCAUAUUAAAUUUGGUCAAAUAUCGAUAUCUAUGUAUUUCAGUGAAUAGUUUUCUGAAAAAAUUUAAUUUUAACUUAGUGUGCCAACAAUGGAUCAAUUGGAAGAGCUUUCGAGAAGACUGGAGAAUUUCAAAUUUGUUGGUCCAAGUUUGAAAGUACAAAUUCCUCUUCCGACUUCAGUAAAACGAUAUCUGCACAAUAAGGAUAUUCGACCAAAUACGUAAGAAAUAACUCAACAAAAUAGCAUAAAUGCAGUUUAUCUCCCAAACUAUUUUUGAAUUUUUUUUUUUCCAAAACGUGUGUUUUGCAUACUUAAUUUGAUGGUACUUUUUAAGAAAUUCAACCUAUUUAAAAUUCUUAUAUUAAUUUCAGUAUAUAAAAAUAUUUUGUAAUUAAUAUAACAUUUUUAAUAAUUAUCUAUAGUUUAAUUACAUUUUAAAUGUAUUAAAUGAAUCUAUAAAACCACACUGAUAAAUAAUAUAUUAUUCAGAUCUGUAAUGCAAUUUUUGAGGUUCAAUACUAUAGCAUGUCAAAAUAAAAACCAAUGAUCCUAAUGUAAUAAAUUUUAUCUAGAUGAAGAAAUCAUUUGCCACAAAUGUAUACUAUUAUUUGAUCAAUAUUUAAUAUUAAUGUUUCAUUACCUAUAAUAUUAUACAUUUGUUGUUCAAUAUUUUAUUGGUAUUAACUCAAAUUAUUAUUUAAGAUAUAUUUGCAACCUAUAAAAUAAAGUAUUUUUUAAAUAAUAAAGAGAGAUUGGUUAACAAGGAUAAACUAAUUUGUUAAAAUUGAGGAGAAAAGGGAAGUUUAUUAAAUAGUUAUAUUCUGUGUGUAACUACCCUAAAAAUAUUUGCAUGAUCUUUUAAAGUUCUAGUUUUCAAGAUUUAUAAUUCAGGCUGUAUCACAAAGAUAAUAUACCCAUUGUAAUACCUAUUUCCCAAGAUAAUAAAAAUAAUCAAAUUUCUAUUUUUUUAUACCACUCGCAGGGAUAAAAACAAUUAUUUAUAUUUGAAUUCAAUUUUUAUGUUUUGGUAAAAAAACUAAAAACUUUACUUUAUUAUUUUGGAAAAUUUUAAAAUAACUAUUUUAUAGUUUAUUCUUCUGAAAAUUUUGAAGUUUCAACUUUUUAUUGAUUUUUAACAAUUUUUAAAGUUCAGAGAAAAGUACCUAUAACUAUGCAGUAGGCUAUAAUCAUAUUAUUCCAUUGAUUAUUAUUAUUAUGGUUAACUAACUGUACACUUUUAUUCUCCAACAUUUAAAAAAUUAUUUAAUGAAAAUAAAACGUUAAUAUUAUGUCAACAUUUUCAGAAGAAUAAACUGUAUACAAUUUUAUCUUUACAUUUUUCUAAAAUAAUAAAAUAAAGUUAUUUUUUAAGUUUUUACCAAAACACAAAUAAUUAAUUGAAUUGCGUUGAAAUAUAAGUAGUUUUAGUCUUAUCCCUGCGAUUAAUGUUUAAAAAAAAAGAAUUUAAUUAUCCUUAUUAUAUCCAGAAAUAUUGCAAUGGAUAUAUCUUCUUAGGACAUUCUGUAUAUAUGUUAUACAAUAGUUUACUUGUUUUAGGAAAAAAAGGAAUAGUAAAUUUAGUUAUAAAGAUAAAUUUCUAUACAAACAAAAUAUCUAAAGUCAUUUACUAUUAGAGAGUGUAUGAGAAAUCUUUUGUUUUAUUUAAAAUGUUUAUUAAGAUGAUAUUAAAAUUAUCAAAUCUUGGGCAAUAAUAGUAAUUAAUAGGGCUGGGAUUUCAAUUUUUUUCCAAAACAUGCCGUACGAAGUUAGUUUUUUAAAUUUGUUUCACAUAUUUAUUACUAAUAAAUAAAUGUGUUCCACUAUCAAAACUUACUAGUGCAUAUAGUGCUGGAAGAAAAUUCUGCUAGAAAAAGACCACUUAGAAAACCACGUAUGAGAUAAGAGGAUCCUACAAAAAGAAACAGAGAAACUUGAAGCUAGACAUGAUUGAAUGACAAGAUGGUCCUAGCGGUCAAAUGCCUAAGAUAAAAAAAGACAUUUUUAAUUUAUAUUAGUAUAUUGUACAAGGCUAUAACACAUUUGGACAUUUUAACUUAAAUUGUGACUAGUUUAUGCACUAUUUUAUUCUGAUAUUACAACACGUUUGGGCGCUAUAGUUUAUAGGAGUUAAGUACACUAUAUAGCAGAGGUUCCAAAACUUUUAAUAGUACGAUCCAUUUUGGAAAUAAUUAAAAUUUUGACGACCCACAAUAAUAUCAAUGACUCUUUUUUUUUUGUUUAUUUUUCAUUUCUGGAUGAUUCAUGAAGUUUUUUCAGUCGCAUACUCUCAUUUAUAAGUAUAGAUCUAAUUUGUUGGUAGAAAAUUUGUUCACAUGGAAAUAAAAAUCUGCAAUAUUUUUUAAUUAAUAACUAUUUUCCUAUAACUAUUCCUAAUAACUAAUAUACAUUUUCCCAUUUAUCGGGAAAACUCUUGGGAAAAUCAAAAAAUGAACUCCCUAAAUUAUCACUCCAGUCAGAUUUCCUUUUAGAUAAAGUGGCAUCAUCAUAAAUCUGAGCACAAUAAAAUACUGUAAUAUAUUUUUAUUUAAUACAUUUCAUUAAUUUUCCCGUUUUUAAAAAAUAUUGCGUACUAUUGGGAAAAAUCAAAACCGUGAUCUUCAUAAAGUACCUCCCCAAUCAGAUUUCUUUUUAGAAAUGGUGCAUGUACUUGUAAAUCGGAGCGAGAUUUCUGGUAGAAAAGUUGUUCACGGACGAAAAAAAAAAUAAAUAAAUACAUAUCAUUGCAAAACCGAUACAUUCCUCGCUCCGGUCCAGAAUCUAAAAAAAUGUAUUAUUUAAAAAAUAUAAACGCAACCCACUUUAGUACAUAGUAUAUAAUUGAUAAAUAUAAUAUGCAUAUUACUUGUAUGUAAAGGUUUUUUAUAAGAUAAUAUAUUAAUGCACGAUAUUUUACCAUCCACACCAUGCAGUAGACAUUUUGAGUAACAUUCGGGUAGAAACUGAGUUAAACGAUAAUCAAUUCGACUACAUUAGAAAAGUCGGCGGGGGUACUUAAAACCAAAUACGAUAAGACCGAUAACAGGAAUGCUUACGAAAAAGGAGACAUGACGUUAGUACAAAAUUCGAAACCAACGAAAUACAAUAAAAUUAUAUAAUAUGUAGGCCUGUAUGCUAUUUGUUUGGUUUAAUAACGAGCAUGUAGGUACUCGCGCGUAAUUCAAUAUGGCCGGAUACACACUAUUCGACUUACGAGUGCGCCGGGUACCGGGAACCGGACGGCGGCGGCGGACGAAAUCGCAUCCGUUUACGCGCAUGCGUUCGCACUACUGGUGAUCGCCGAUCGAUGAUACAAGUGGUAUACGACACACGUAGUAAACAAAAUAUCGACGAUAACGUUUUGUUUUAACGGCCUUACCGGCCCUGUGGCCCGACCAGAGUGUUGCUGGGCGGUCUUUAGCGCCCUCAAGAAACUCAAUCGGGUUUUUCAUAGGAACGACUAUAAAUAUUUCGUCCAUGAAUUUCAUAUGAACACCGCGCUGGCAUACGGGUUUCCCACAGACAAUGCACCGUGUGUGUACGGAAAAUAAUGUUAAAAUAGUCACAACGAAUUAUUUGCGUUUACAAAAUUAUUAAUGAAAGGCGUCGUUAACUAUUGUCGUGUAAAGGGGUUUGUGGGUCUUUUGUGUGUUCGUAAUUUUAGCACCCUCCCCCCCCAGAUUUGGUGGUCCAGUUGCGUCUAUAUAAUUUGUAGUCACCGCGUACACGUAUUUUCUCGCACAAACACUCCGUUUUGAUUUGAAUGAACGUUACAAUUUACGUUUUAAGUAAUGUUAUUUGUCUACGUUUCCCAUUGGUUUGACAGUAAAAUAUUAUUCUUGGAUAUUACGAUGAUAUUUAUUUGGGGUUAGGUAUUUAGAUAUUAUGACUCGCUGUAUAUACGGCGGGGAUGACGACAACCACGGGGCACAGCGUACAGCAGGACUGUGUGACGUCGGCGUACGACGAUACGGAACGAUUGUUUCCGAUCAAUUUUUUUUUUUUUUCACCCUUUAGGGAUCCCCGGCACCUAUCAGCGCUCGCCGUUCAGUCGCCAGUCGCGCAGGCAUGAGCGUUCCAUUGUCCUCCCAGUGAACUAUGUAUAUUAUUAUUUUGAAUUAUCAUACAAAUAUUUGAUUUGAAACAAGUUAUUUUAUUAAUUUAUUCAUACGUGUUCAUAUCAAUUGUAUAAUAUAUUUAUGUAUUUACCGGUAUACAUUUUUUAUACUUCUCUAACAAAGGUACGAGGACGGGCUAAUAUGUAAUGCCUCUUAUUUCGUAAUUUUUUUUAGAUUUACGAUAAAAUUUUCAUUUGAUGCAUAUUUAAUAGUUUAUGUCGUUGGUUUAGUGUAUGCGAAUACCCGUUCGUGCUGCACUACACCGAUUGUACAAUCAAUAUUUUAUACAUAUAAACUAUUUGAAUACUCCCUUAUUAACAAUUUGACUUGCAGAACAAUAGUUAUAUCAUUAUUAUAUCAAUAAAGAUAUUUUAUAUUUUAUAACCACUAAAAUUUAUAACAAUUUAGAAGCAAAAAUUAUCAACAAAUAUGUUCAAAUAUACAAACAUUGAAUUGAAAUAUUUUGCUUAUAGUAUUUUUAUUUGUUUACUAUAUUGAAAAAUUUUGUGUAAACAACUAAAUUAAUUUCAUGAGUCACAGAACUGUUUAAACAUUUAUUUUAACAUCAUACAAUUAUCUAUCCAGAAUAAUCAUUAAUAAUAAAUAAAUAAACUAUUAGAAGUGGUCAUUUAAAAUAAUUAUACAGACUUAAUAACCUAACUGUUUUAUUAAUAAAACUGAGACACUUGUAUAUUUUAAUAUUAAUUAUUAAUUUUAAGAGUAAUAUACCCAAUAUCUAUUAGUAGUGUACAUUUAAAUAUACCAAAUGAUAGUUAGCAUAAUCUAAAUUUUAGUUUGUCAUUAAUUUAGGUGUCUUGUAUUUUUUCUAGUGAUCCCGGUCAAGUAAUAGAGACAUUAAUAAUUACUCCAAGUAAUACUAAUAACAAGGAAAAUGAUAAAUUAAUAAAUCAAGAAGAAAAAUUUGAUGAAGAAUCACAUGUAGAAAGAAGACCAAGAAGAAGAAACAAAAAUAAAAAACAAAAACUAAAAAUGUUAAAAUUUAUGAGUACUUAUAAUUGUGCUCCCAUGGAGUAAGAAAAAAAAAAUGUAUAUAAAGUAAUCAUAUCAUUAUUAUUGUUUAUUAUUUUAAAGGUCAUUUGCGAAUAAUAACAAUUUUUAUACGAAAUAUAUGUCAUUUGAUGAUGUGAAAAAAGGUUUAGCAAAUAAUGAAUUAUUUGAAGGAACCAUACGUAUUAACCAAAAAUGUAGUGCUGAAGCAUAUGUCCCUUCACCAGUAAAAAGAAGUUUAUACAUUUGUUAAUAAUAUUUCUAACCAUACCAUUAUAUUUUGUAGGAUAAGUCGAAAGAUAUUUUAAUAAACGGUAUUAAAUUAAGGAAUCGAGCAUUGGAUGGUGAUAAAGUUAUUGUGAAAAUAUUAGACAAAUCCGAAUGGAGAGUAUGUUUUCAAUAAUUUGUUCACUUCAAAAUGUGCAAUAUUAAAUAUUAAAAUAACAUUGAUUACAGAACCCAGAUACAGAGGAAUGUCAACGCACUGGUGAAGUAGUUUAUAUUACUAAAAAAAAAGAAGAGAGUCGUGUUGUUGUUGGACAUCUUUUAAUUGAAAGAGGCAAUGAUCAUAAAUAUAGUACAUUAGUUCCCAGAGACCAACGAUUACCAAGAUUACUUGUAAAUACAUCAAUAUGGCCAACUCCAAUCAGGGUGAGAGAAGGAACAAAGGAAUCAGUAGACAUAUUUUAUGCUAUUUUACCGAGUUGGGACACUUGCAAGAAUCCUUUAGGGUAUGUACAUUUUAAUAAAUGUAAUUAAAAAUAUGUAUUGUUGUUAUUACAUAUAAACCUACUUUUAGGAUAUUAAAAGGAGUUUUAGGUGAAUCUGGAGAAAUAAAUGCUGAAACUAAAGGUUUGUUAUUCACAUAUAAAAUACAAGAAGAUCCUUACCCAAUAGAUAUCGAUAAAUAUUUCCCUCCUCCAUUUUCUGUAGAAGAAGAACUAAAACAGAGAAAAGACUUCAGGUAUUUUAUUCGUUUACAUAAUCGUAUUAUAAAUAUAGAAUUUUUUUUUUUUAGAAAAGAUUGUAUUUUUUCCAUUGAUCCACCUACUGCGAAAGAUCUAGAUGAUGCGCUUUCUUGUGUAUUGCUACCAAAUGGGAACUACAAAAUCGGCAUUCAUAUAUCAGACGUAUCUCAUUUUGUUAAGCAGAACACUCUACUGGAUACAAUUGCAAAGGAAUUAGCCACUAGUGUAUAUUUAGUACAAAGAGUAAGUUUUUAAAAAAUAUAAUCAAUCUAUUUAUGUAUUUUAUUAUGCUAUAUAAUGUUUUAAAUUGUAGGUGUAUCACAUGCUACCUCCUGCCUUAACAAUGAUGGCAUCAUUGCUACCAGGCACUGACAAACUCGCUGUUUCUGUUACUUUAGAAAUGACACCAGACGCUGACAUAAUUAGCCACUCUUUCAAUCGAUCUAUAAUACAUUCUUGUGCUCAACUUCAUUAUUCACAUGCACAGGUAUACUUUUUAUAGUUAAAUUUCUAAACCAAAUGUUUUUAUUUGAUAAAUUUUUUUUAAUAGAUUUUUUUAGAAAAUCCAGAAAUAAAAAAUUGGGACGAGUCUGAAUUUCCUGUAGUACAUAAUGGUUAUACUAUCAGUGAUUGUGCAACAGCUGUAUGUCACUUGCACAAGCUUGCAUCAAAAAUGCGAAAAAGACGUUUUGAUAAUGGUGCACUAGCGAUUAACCAACCAAAGUUAGCUAUUGAAAUUGAUAAAGCUACAUGCCAACCAUUGUCAUAUACGUUAUAUAUUCUUCAAGAAAGUAAUUGGUUAGUUAAAAGUACAUUUUUAUCAAUUUAUUUAAACACUUAUAAUUUUAGUAAAAAUAUAAUCUAUCAAUUACACCUUUGAUAAAAUAUCUGAUUUUUUACAUAUUUUGGUUAAAUAUUAAAUACGGAUUAUGGAAUUAUGAUUCACAUAAUUCAGAAAUGUGAUUAUUUUCUAUCAGAGUUUUUUUGAAUGAAAGGAUGUGUUUGAUGUCUUUUUUUCAUGCACAUUAAUUCCUUUUUUUUUUUUUAGUGAUUUUCAUUAACAACUUAUGUUUAUUUGUAGAGCAUUGUAACAAAUUUAGUUCAUGCAGAACCUAUGUCGUGUCUAGUUUAAUUUAAAAUUUAAGACUUGUACACAAUUUUAGUAGAAUAAUGUUCUCUGAUUUUUUUUUAAAAAAUUAAAAUCCAAAUUAUUUAAAACUUUAAAAAUUUGUUACUUAUGGAAUAACAGUUAGUAAUUCAUAUACCUAAAGUAAUGUAACAAUAAUAUUUUUCAUUCUAUAUUACAGGUUAAUUGAAGAAUUUAUGCUUCUUGCCAAUACAUUAGUUGCUGAACAUUUAAAGACACAUUUUCCAACCACAGCUAUGCUCAGGAAUCAUCAAUCGCCUGACCAUGUUAACAUGGAAAAAGCGAUAAAAACCUUGAAGGCUUAUGGCAUUGAAAUUGAUGGGUCAUCAGCCGGUUCUAUUCAUAAAUCUAAAGUUCUUUAUUGCCAAGAUGAAAAGUCUGAGAAUUUCCAUCGGGAUAUUAUCAUAAAUAACAUUUUAUCCAAGCCCAUGAUUGUAAGUAAAAAAAAAAAAAAUUAACCAAUUAAAACCCAACAAACUAUGUACUUAAACUUUACUACCUAAAGUAUGUAACUUCAUAUUUCGAAAAUAGUAUAACUAUUAAUAUUGUAUUUUAUUAGCGUGCCGAAUACUGUGUAAUUUGUCCAGAAGCUGACAUGUCGCACUAUGCUCUGAAUGUACCAUAUUAUACGCAUUUUACAUCACCUAUUCGUAGAUAUCCAGACAUAGUUGUACAUCGUUUACUUAUAUCGUGGUUAACUGGUCGGCCAAUCAAGGAGUAUGAAAGACCUGAUGUUAUCGAUAGGUAAAAUAGUUAAUAUGUUCUUCAAUUAUGAUAUAUUUGAUAUAUUUUUUUGUCUGUGAAUUUAGUAUUGCUACAAACAGCAAUGAUAAAAAGAAUAACGCCAAAAAAGCAUCAGAAGCCAGUUCAGAAUUAUAUGCUGCUUGUUUGGUUGGCAAACUAGGUGGCCUUGAAGAAUAUGCAUCGGUAAUGGAAGUAAAGGAACAUUAUUUUGAAGCAACAAUUCUCACAAUGAAUAUUAAUGUUAGAGUUUAUGUUAAUACUGUAAGUGGUUGAUUAGUUAAUCAGCUAAAUUUGAUUUUUUAAUAAAAAUAAUUAUUUUUCAGCUUUCACAUCAAUCAGGUGCGUUACAUAAAUCUAGUCAUUAUUCUGUUAUUAACAACAAACCAACAUUAACAAUUACUUGGGAUGAAUUAAAUAACAUUAAGCAAACAAUACAAAUCUUUACCAGAGUAAAAUUGAAUUUAAUGAAGAAGACAAAUUGUUUGAUGCUGAAAGCUAUUUUAAUUAGAGACAAUUAGAUUUUUUUUCUCCUGUAAUUCUAUGUUUAGUUAAAACAUUUUAAGAUAUUAUCGAGAUAAUUAUAAUUAUAAUUAUAUAUUUGUAUUAUAUUAUAUUAAUAUUUACUAAACAAGUAUUUUUAAAUUGUAAUCAUUAUAGAUUUAUAUAUAAAUACAUUUUUUUGACAUUAAUAAUUGAUAGUAUGUUGAGGCACGUACACAGAAAAAAAGUUGAGGAGAGGAGAUUCAUAAAUAAAAAAUUAAAUACUUGGAUUUCGAAUUAAUAUUUCAUGUAUUUUUCAACUUUCAGUGUUUUGAACUGAAAUUUGAAAAACUUUCUAACCCUAUCCCUCCUUUUUCCUAUAUAUUUCUGUCUGUUUAUAUUAUAGUAUAAUUUUUCAUAUUUUAGAUUAUUUAUUAAUGAGUAUUAAAGGAACGGAAAGUGUGUAAUAUAUGUAUCAACAAAUGUGUGCAUAUUUCAUAUUAUGUUUUACAUUAAGAUACAAUAUAAAGUUGAUUAAUUUUAUAAUUAUUUUAUUUUUUUAAAGUUGAAUAAUAUUUAAAUAUUAAUAUAGAUUAUUUAGGAGUAAAUAUAACUUAAUAUACAUUAAUUUACCUUAAAUAAUAAUAUAUUAUAUAAAUAUAUUAAAGGUUUUUAAAAAAAACAUAUUUUACACAAUUUUUUUUACAAAUAAGAAUAAUAAUAAUAUUAUCAAAGAAUUGAAACAAUACACCAAAUUAAAUAGUUUAUUAAUUUCGGCCUGUAACCGGGGUUGUAUGGUUAUAAUUUACAAGUCUCCUGCCCACUAAAUAUUUAUCAUUCUUAAUGUGUUCAUAAAGCCUUUUAAACUGGCGCACCUGCAUUAACAGACCUUUAGUGAUAAUUAUUGAUGCCAUAAGAGUCGGGUAUAUUCGUCUGGCAAUUAACAAUCUCAGCAUUUUGUUAUUGAUUCCUAUUGGUACUAAAGAAUAUGCUAUUACAUAUGGUAUGGCAAGAAACAAACUGAGAACGGAAAUUACAGGAAUGGCCAAGUCGUUCAUCAUUACAUUUAGAUCCAACCGCAUGAAGCCAUCUCUGUAAGUGCGUUCUAUGGCUCGUCUCAGUUUCCAAUCAGGUCCCAUCAAAGUAAUGGCACAUGCGAUUUUCAUGUACAAUACACCCAGUGCCCAAUCUUGCCAUGCCCAAAGCACUGGUGUAUGGUGCAGAGGAACACGGAAUGGAACGACCAUAACGAGUUCAAGCAGUAGACCAAACAAAAAUGGUAUUAUGCCAAGCAGCACGAUAAAUGCAACUAUAGCUUUUAAACCAACUUUGAUCCAGAACUUUAAACGAUUUAAAACAACUGUACGGCCUUCAGGCAUCCAACCUGCUACAAAAAAGUAAGCUCUCACCGACAACCAACAUAUGUAUGUACCACACGCUGCUGUAUAGAGUUCGUGUAUAUUGGGUGCUUGUGAUGGUUCAGAGGUAGUAGGCAAUAGUGAUGGCCAAAAAGACAUUGCUAAGCGACCCAACCACACAGGUAUCGUAAUUAUUGAUAAGCUGAUAAAUACCACUGAUAUAGCCAUCACUAUUAAUAAAACUAUCAGACGUAAUACAAAAUUAUCAGGUCGAGAGUAUGGUCGAAAUCCAACUGGGCCACCACGUCUUAAUAAUCCUUCGUGAGCUGCUCCCAAAUCUGCUGCUGGCGGAUGUAUAGGCGGUACAUCAGGUUGUGGUUCUCGUCUGUCUCCAAUUAGAUAAGAUGUUAAUCCGAGACAAUACGAAACGGCGAAACACCAAAAAUAUAUGCCUAAUCUUAACCAGUUACGAGUGUGUGUUUGUUCCAAUAAUGCUGGCAAUAUGACUUGGAGAAGUAACAACUCCAUAGAUAAUUCAUUCACAGAAUCACUGUGCAGAGUAACAUUGUAUGGUAAAAACGAAGGCCAUAUAAAUUUAAGAAUGCGUAUCGGCAACCAAAUGACAAGAAAAACAGCUGUACCAAAAAUCAUUGCCGAUGCAAUAAGUCUCCGUCCGUGUUGGAACAUACCUUGUUGUAUCAAUUCCUAUAAAG